Molecule: messenger RNA, 2111 nt
Organism: Toxotes jaculatrix (banded archerfish)
Lineage: Eukaryota; Metazoa; Chordata; Actinopteri; Toxotidae
Gene: coil
Product: coilin p80
Exons: 7
Coding region: 34-1668 (544 amino acids)
Biological process (GO): spliceosomal snRNP assembly
Cellular component (GO): Cajal body
Molecular function (GO): U1 snRNA binding; U2 snRNA binding
Source: RefSeq, a predicted model, not a curated record
UGUGGAGGAGAAAACCUCGGUGUUGUCGCUGUCAUGGCUGCCGGCGGUAACAGCUUCAUCCGCGUGCGUUUAUACUUUGACUAUCCGCCGCCCGCUGUCAUCGACUGUCGCAUGUGCUGGCUGCUCGUGGACCUGAACAAGUGUCGCGUGGUGGCGGAUCUGGAGAGUAUCAUCAAAGAGAAGUUUGAGUACGGUCCCAGGAGCAUCCUCAACCUCUUCAUCGAAGACUGCUACCUGCCGCACACAGAGUGCAUCUAUGUGGUGCGCGACAACGACAGCGUCAGGGUGAAGGUGGACUUUGUGGCUCAGGUGAACGGGCACAGCAGCUGUCCAGAUGCGUCAAGUAAAAGCUGCAGAAAGAGACAGAGACCCACAGAGGAGGAGGAGGAGGAGGAGGAGGAGGAUGGGCCGGGAGGAAAUGGAGUGAGCGUGAAAUGGAAGGAAAAAAAGAGGAAAAAAAGGAGCAAGGAGAGCCUGGAGGGGGCCACCAAGCAGGCUUCAGGCGAUGAGAGGAAAAAGAAGUCGCAAGGAAAACGCACAGAGAAGAAGAGGAAGAAGAAGAAGAAGACAGAGGAGAAAAUCCCUGCUGCCACCCUUAAACCAGCUGCGUCUGCCAAAAAACCCCCAGCUAGUGUCAGUCAGCCUGUUAAAAACACUAAGAAGCCCCCAGCAGCACAGGCAAAAACUCCCAGUGUCUCCUCCUCAGAUUCCAGUAGUAGUGAGGAAGAUGCAGCUCCCAAAAAGCCAAGUGCCCUGAAAGCAGCCCCCAAAACACCCUUGACCACCUCUGCUUCCAAACCACCUCCAAACACCAAACCCACCCAGACAAAAUCACACCCUACGUCAUCCUCCUCCUCAGAAACGGACUCCUCCUCUGAUGAGGCCCCCAGCGUAAAAACCACAGCACAAAGCAACCCUUUAUCCUCCACGGCUCCGAAAAGUAGAAUAAACAAUAACUCAAAACCUCUUCAGGCUCCUUCUGCUCUGCCGUCCACAAACUGUGCACAGAAACAGGCUCCCAGCAUAACCGUGGCUCCUGGCGACAAAGCUGCGGGGCCCUGUGACUCAGACAGGGAGGAAGAGGAGAUCGAGCUGGUUAUCCAAAAGCCGGUGCAGCCGCCGGGGUGGGGUGUGGGCGGUCGGCCAUCCUGGAGAGGAUGCAGCCGGGGAAGAGCCAGGCGUGGUGGUCCUGGAGAUAGGAGAGGAGGUGAAGGGAAAGGGCUCGUCGGAGGGCAGGCCGACAGCUGUGAGUUCAGCUGUAACGGGGCGAAGGAGCCAUGCUACCAGACUGAUUCACUGACCAACAUGUCAGUGGUCUUACAGAAUGGAGCAGAAAGUGCCCCCAAACAGGACUACAGCUCUAUGCCCCUGCUAGCUGCCCCUCCACAGGUGGGGCAGAAGAUUGCCUUCAAGCUGCUGGAGCUAUCUGAGAGCUAUACGCCGGAGAUAUCAGAAUAUAAGGAGGGAAGGAUUAUGAGCUUUGACCCAACAACCAAACAGAUUGAGCUGGAACUGUUUCACGCCUCCCAAGCCCCUGUAGAGCCUGGGAAGUUUGACCUGGUCUAUCAGAACCCUGAUGGCUCAGAGACAGUCGAGUACGCUGUGUCCAGAGCUGCGUGGGUGACAGAACGGUGGGACUCCCUGCUGGAACCAAGGCUGAUCAUUUAAAUCUGACUAAACAGUGAAUUUGUACUUUGUAUAUUGAAUCUGUGAGUUUGACAGGGAGUCACUCCAUCACGUGGCAUAUGACAGCUGAAUGGUAUGAAAAUGGAGGAGAUAUGAUUAUGGUUCAUUAUAUUCUCUUCUCUGUGCUUUUAACUAAGGCAACGCUUUGCACAGAAGAGCUACUGCAUAGCAAAGUGCAGUGUUUUAAGAACUGAUUUUUUUUUAAAUAUAGGAAAACCUGUUAUUUUAAUACAUGGGUGAAAUAGAAUUGUCUCCAGGACUGGGACAUUGUACAGUGGUGUGACUGUGGACAUCAGUCUUGUAUAAACUGUUUUCUAAUAAAAAAAAAUAAAAAAAAAGCAUUGUCUUUCUUGGGUAAAUGCUUAUUGUAUUAUUCCAAUGUGGAAAUGUUCGGUUUUCUGGAAGCCCAUUUCUGCUGAGAAAAG